AACUUCCGGUGGGGCGUGGCCCGUGGGGGUGUGAUCGGGCAGCACCGCCCCCUCUCCUAGCCCCGCCUCUCGUUCCCUGGAAGCUUUAGAUUUCUUCCUGGCUGGAGCACUUAGGUCCCCAUCUGUGCAUAAAGACAGGAAUCUUUAGGGAGACAAGAUCUGUGGAGGCAGCUGAGAGGUCAGUGACUGCUCUACCUGCCAUCAGCUUCCCUUCACCUGUGACACCUCUUGGACUUCAUCGUCAGAAGGUUCCGCUCUACUUCCAAGAUCUUCAACAUGGAGUUGGCAACCUUUGAAGAUGUGGCUGUGUAUCUCACACGUGAGGAGUGGGGGCUUCUUGAACCUGCUCAGCGAGACCUCUACAGGGAUGUGAUGCUGGAGAACUAUGGAAACUUUAUCUCACUGGUCUCCAAGCCUGAUGUCAUCUCUCAGCUAGAAAGAGGGGAAGAAUCCUGUUCGCUGGAGAUUGAGAAGCUUGAGGAAAGGGAGCUGUCAAGUAGAAAGGGAACUUACAAAGAUGCCAUGAUGACUAAAUGA
Molecule: messenger RNA, 537 nt
Organism: Dromiciops gliroides (monito del monte)
Lineage: Eukaryota; Metazoa; Chordata; Mammalia; Microbiotheria; Microbiotheriidae
Product: zinc finger protein 34-like
Exons: 5
Coding region: 277-537 (86 amino acids)
Biological process (GO): regulation of DNA-templated transcription
Source: RefSeq, a predicted model, not a curated record